AUGAAUGGUAGGAAUGUUGUUCAUCCAAUUGGAUGGGAUGCUUUUGGCUUACCUGCUGAAAAUGCUGCAAUGGAGCGCAAUAUCCCUCCUGAACAAUGGACGAAAAGUAAUAUUAUCACAAUGAAGUCGCAACUUUUAGAUUUAGGAUUUAACUUCGAUUGGGAUAAAGAAAUAAGUACAUGCAAUCCUAAGUACUACAAGUGGACACAGUACAUAUUUCUAAAACUUUUUGAAAAAGGUUUAGCUUACCAGAGUAAGGCAAAGGUAAAUUGGGAUCCUGUUGAUAAAACUGUUUUGGCUGAUGAACAGAGUUAUAAAACAAAAGCUACUGGAAAAUAUAUACCAGCUGAGAAUGUUGAAAAAAUUGGAAAAGAUUAUAAAGAUAAAGAUACUGGAGAACCUGUAAUAGUUCAGUGGGAAAAAAUGAGCAAAUCCAAAUAUAAUGGAGAAAAUCCUAAAAGGUUGCUCACAAGUUACGGUUGUGAUGCUACACGGUUGCUCAUGCUUGCUGAUGUUCCUCCUGCGACCAGUAGACGUUGGUCUGAUGCAACUCUUCCCGGUGUUUUAAACUGGCAGCAUAGAUUAUGGAUAACAAUCCGAGAUUUUCUCAACCACAGAACAACAUAUCAUUUCGAAUACACGCAAAAGCUUAGCGUGGGAAUCUCCAGGUUACAAAGUCUGACAAAUGUUUUAAGAAAUAAUAUACCACCGGAAAUAAUCGCCAACAGUAAGGAGUAUGAACUGGCACUUGCUCAAUUAAUCAUAAUGUUGACACCAGUCACCCCACAUUUUUGCUCCGAAUUGUGGGCAGGUUUUUUGUCAGCUCCCAACAGAUUAUGUGAUAAUACUCAUUUAAUUGAUUGGGAUAAGAGUGUUCUUGAACAAAAAUGGCCUAAAGUGGAUAAUCAUUUCGAGUUGUCGUUUUUAUGUAAAGUAGACGGAGCAGACAGGUGUGACCUGAAAAUUAAAGCCGAAGAACUUUUACAUAUAGACGAGGCUAAAGCGCUAGAAAUAAUGCUGAAACAAGAGCCUGUUGCUAAGAGGGUCAAACGCGAAAUAGUUCGAACAAAAUAUGAUUUAUUUCCUUAUUGUCGUGCUAUAUUAUACAUAUAUACAAAUAGAAAUGUUAAUAAAAAAAAAGUUGAAGCAGCAUCU
Messenger RNA from Iphiclides podalirius (scarce swallowtail), 1155 nucleotides. The record is from the annotation of a GenBank genome assembly. NCBI's taxonomy places the organism in Eukaryota, Metazoa, Arthropoda, Insecta, Lepidoptera, Papilionidae.